Molecule: messenger RNA, 2268 nt
Organism: Mesorhabditis belari
Lineage: Eukaryota; Metazoa; Nematoda; Chromadorea; Rhabditida; Rhabditidae
Source: the annotation of a GenBank genome assembly
AUGAUCUAUCAAAGCGUUCGCCUCCCAUUGCGAUCACCGCGAAAAAUCGGCAUCAAUCGACGAGUUUUUAGAGAAAUCACGAGAUGUUACGCCACCCAGCUGAGCGACUCAACCGACGUAGUUGUUUGCGGUGGAGGAAUCGCCGGCACAUCGGUCGCCUAUCAUUUGGCGUUACGCGGGAAACGAGUGUCUCUUUAUGAGAAAGACGCUGUUGGAUGUGGCGGUGCAACGGGCGUCUCGGCUGGCCUGGUCUCUGCGCCGACUUUCUGGCAAGAUUUCACCAAUCAACACCUUGCCGAGAACUCCCUCAAACUGUAUGCGGAUCUCGCGGGAAGUGGAAAAUUCAGAUACGUUCGAUGUGGUCGCAUUUUCCUGGCCUCCACCCUAGCGAGCGAGAUUUUGUUAAGAAGGAUGUACAGUCGAGGUAUUUUGCACAACGAGCACGUCGAACUGUUGGAUGAUCAGAGUGACAUGUUGGCGAGAUGGCCCUAUUUGCAAACGGAGGACGUUCAGUUGGCUCUUUUCUCUCCUGAAGACGUCUCGUUGGAUCCGGUGGCAAUGUGUCAAGAAUUGGCGGAAAGAGCAAAAGCUUUGGGCGCCAAAUUCCACGAGGGAGUCGAGGUGAAAGAGGUGCUGCUUGGCGACGAGAAACAGGUCUACGCGGUUCGCACAAAUUUGGGCCUCGUUGAGACACCGGCUUUCGUUGAUGCCUCCGGAGUGUGGACGGGCAGCGUUCUCUGCAAGCAACUACCCCAUCGGCACAUCCAAACGGCUCAUCAUCCAUGUACUUACACCUAUCUGCACUCAUCCAAAUUACCGAGUAGCUCCGUUUGUGACACGACACCGAUAAUCAACGAUCUUGACGGGAAUGUGAUGGUUCGUUUGACUGGACGAAAGACGAGAUGUGCUGGAUUUCAUGAAGAGGGGAUUCGACCGAUCGCCUGCCCGGCUGCAACAGGAGAAUGGACACAGCCCGAGGCGGAUUGGGAUAAAUUUGAAAUCUCGCUCUCCCGUCUGUUGCACCGAAUCCCGUUGUUGAGCGAUGUGGGACACGGCGAUUUAAUCUGCGGAAUGGAGGCCUACACACCAGACAAGUGCUGCACCGUUGGGGAGAGUAGUCAGGCAAAGGGCUACUACGUUGCAUCGGGCUUCAAUGGGCAGGGUCUCUCGCUGGCGGGCGGUGUCGGGAAAUUGUUGGCCGAUUGGAUCGUUGAUAAAGAUGUAUCAGUGGACGUUGCUCGAAUCGAUGUAGGUCGUUUCAUCGAAUUACACGCCAAUUCGCAAUACUUGAUCGAGAGAACGCCGGAGAUCGCGGCAAUGACUUAUAUCAAUAUGUACAAUUCGCAUCAAUGUCACACGGCUCGCAACUUGCGUAUGUCUCCGAUCUAUCAUCAAUUGAGAGAUGCUGGUGCCGUUUUUGGAGAAAGCAUGGGAUAUGAGCGACCAUUGUGGUUUGAGCCGAAUUCGCCGAAAGAGAGAAACGCUCUUCUACAAGGACAGGAUACACUGCUCGGGAAACCGGCAUGGUUUGAGAGAGUCCGAAGCGAGUAUGAAGCUUGCCGCGAGCGUGUUGGAUUGAUCGACAUGAGCAGCUUCUCUAAAUUUGAGAUCACGGGCCCCGAUUGUGUCACCUUUCUGCAGUACCUCUGCUCGGCGGACAUUGAGCGGCCAGUUGGCACAACGGUUUACACGGGAAUGCAAAACGAGAAAGGUGGCUAUGUGACGGAUUGCACGUUGAGUCGAAUUGGAGAACAAUGCUUUUUCAUGGUGGCUCCGACGAUUCAACAAGAUCGCUGCUUGUCAUGGAUGCGCAAAUGGGCAAUCGAUUUGAAGAGAAACGUGCAUAUACAAGAUGUGACGGGAAUGUACACUGCUUUGGAUGUGGUCGGUCCAUCGUCGCGCUACUUGAUGAACGAUCUCACCGGGAGGGAAUUCUCGAAUCGAGAAUUCCCGGCGUUCAGAUGCCAAGAGAUGAACAUUGGCAUGGCCACCGGAAUCCGAGCGAUCAGUGUGACGCAUUGCGGCGAGCUUGGCUGGGUGAUCUACAUUCCGAAUGAGGUUGCUCAAAAUGUGUACGAUCGUCUCGUCGAGAAGGGCCGCGAGUACAGUAUGAUGCAUGCCGGUUACUACACCCUUCGGCAACUCCGAAUCGAGAAAUUCUACGUCUACUGGGGUCAAGAUAUCAACGCGACCGUUACACCGAUGGAGUGCGGACGAGCGUUUCGGGUGAAUUUCGAGGAAGAAAUUUUCGGCACACAGAACACAAAG